GGAGGAUGCUCUGUGUACAGCGAGUAUCCGCUCUAUUCCACCACCACCAGCAGGUGUCGCUGUACACUGCAUGGACCACCCUUGUGUCUAUGAAAACGGACGCCCUUGUCUGAGCGUUACCUGCUCUACGCCUCCAGGAGCCGCUCUAUACUACGGAAGUCAACUCUGUUUCUCAAACAGGUCGAGGACUGAGCGGUGCGGUGGGCUCAGUACUAUAUGCACUAGCUCGCUUUACCUGACCCGCUUUCCGGUCUCCACCAACAUGGCGCCGUGUGUUCCGCCGGAAACGAAUGGUGUCGCCAUGUUGGUGGAGGCGGAGGAAGCGUGAAAGAAGAAGAAGAAAAAAAGAAGGUGAAUAUUCGGAUGUGAAGAUGGAGGUGAGGAGAGCACAAUGUUAAGAAACGGUUUAACAAAUAAACGGCUAUAUAUGAUAUACUGUGCCGUGGGAGACCGGUAAAUGUGCCCUGGUGCCCAGUAAAACGUGAUGUAAGGCUGCAGUGCAGGGAGUGAGUAAGGGGGUGAAUGCAGGACAUUAUCCUGGCACUAUAGCAGCCUGCUAUUAUGAAAUAUCCCAAUACAACAGCACUGUGUGCGGCAGCCCUGUGUUAACACAGACACCAGUCUAACAAUGUGAGAUAAUAGAGCAAUGCUGUAACACAUGGGGGCAGAGAGCUCAUAUAGCACAGGCUGCUAACUGACCUCUGCCACUCUAGCUCUUGUCAAUUACAUUUAUUAUUAUUUUCAUUCAGCCAACUACAUUUACCCAGGUGCUCAGCCGGUUCAAACUUAUGUACAUGUUGUUGCAUGAGACAUUGCCAUCUAUUACAUCAGCUUAUUAUAGCACUGCUUGUCUGGGACACACAUUAUUAUUAUUAUUAUUAUUUAUUAAUAUGCCCCUAAUUAACUCCUACAGCUACCCCUACUUGUUUUACACCAGUGGAAAAUCCUUUUCAGCAUUUGAUAUAAGCAACACACACUCUUUUCUUUUUGUGUGCCCUGGUAUUAAACCUGAAACUCAGACCACACAACAGUUUGCUUGGCUGGCUUACAAAAGGUGACCUAGCCAGUCACAGCAUGCACCACUCAAGAAAAAACGUUUCUUAUCAGCAGAGAACAGGUUAAUUAGGUUCAUGUCACUGGCUUUUAUUGAUCCAAACUGGUUUAUUCACUAAACUCUGAAAUGCGGUUAAUCGGAAUCUAAACAGUAAAAAUGAGUUUAAAAUAGAGAAGCUGUGAUUUUUUUUUUUCAAAGUUGCAUUCCUAACACUAUAGAGCUCUCUGGUCCCCAUCUUUCACACUCCCCCUCCCCAGCAUUCAAAGGGUUAAAUAACCCUUUAUUUUCUUACCCAAUUCCAGCGCUGCAUCGGUGCUCCCCCUUCAGAUGUCAUCCGAACGGGGGGGACCUAAUGUGCAUGCGCAGCAAGCUCAUUAGGCCCUCCCAAAGGAAAGCAUUGACUCAGUGCUUCCCUAUUGGGAUUUUACUGGAGCUGGAUGUUCUCAUGAAUAGUGUAAGGAGUCCAGUGUCUGUUAGGUGACCUAAAGCCCAAUAAAAUUCCGGAAGUGCCUGUAGUGGCUGUAUUGUAGACAUUAGAGUCAGUCUUAGUACUGCAGUGUAAACAAUGUUUUACGUUGCAGGACUAAGGGAAACAGGGCAUUGCAUUCAGGCCACUUCAACCAGAUGAGUAUAGUUAAACAUGUUACUUGGAUAUUUUAUUAUAGACAUUUUACUGUUUUUAUUUAUUAAAAAGUCAGAAACCACUUUCAUCAGGGAAGAAAUUUAUAAGCCAAGUCUAAACAAUCAUGGUUAUUAAUUUAACAAUUGACUGUACUAUUCUAAACAUAAAUUACAAAGAAAAAUCAUAUCCAGACUCCAUGUUUGUCUGAGGCUUUGUACUUAUUACAAUAAUUAGACACAUUUCCAUACACAAGCCACCGAUAAACCCUGUUGUUCUUAAGAUAGGUUUCAAGAACACAAGGUUUGAUUAUGGAAGGACUUAAUCAGCCUUUGAUCAUGUAAAAUGAGUACCAUGCAAUUUAGUAAUAGCAACAUCUUUGAAUCAUCUGUCAAUUUUGUAAAGGGUGAGAUGGUAAUGUGAGUAUGUUGAUCUUCCUUCUGAGGGAAAUGCAUUUAUAUAAUUUGCUAAUUUGGUGUACAUCAGGUGCUCAGUUUUACAGAGAAUCAAGUGUUUUCUACUUUAUCACCCAUCAAUACAUGUGUUUAGUGUUUUGGAACAUGGGGGUGUAUCCAUUUAUUCAUGUAAAACAUACAUUUAGAUUUUGAUUGUUCAUAAGGAUUUUAGAGGCACACUCCAGACCCCUGAAGUACUUAAGCUUGCUUUAAAGCUUUGCGAGAAUGGUGUUUAAGUUUUUUGAAUUUUUUUUUGCUAAAAAUGCAGAUUUCAGUAGAAAUUGACACUUCUAUAAAUUAACGGUUACUCCCCCCCUCCCUGCCCCUUCCUCAUUUCCUCCUCUCUCCUGCCCUUCUCCCUGACCUGCUUUGAAGCAGACAACUGUCAGACUUCCUGGUUUGAUUAGCUCAGUGGAGCUAAACUCAAGUGGCAGCAAUUGCAAAGGCUUCUCUUUGAGCUGCAUUGGGAAGUCUGUAAUUGGACAUCUCCGGCAGGGUUAGUAGAGGGGAGGGGGCUUGCAAAGGCUGCAGACGGGAACUGGAGGCUUCGCAAGCAUUGUUUAAAGGUAUACCCAAAUGAAAAAUUGUAGAAAGAAAAUGCAUGCACUUUUUAGUUUGGGACAUAUCUACUAACAUUAUUUUUGUAUUUGAGCAGUGGAGUGACACUUUAAGCUUGUCACUUUUAUAUGUGGUGGCGUUUUUUUUUACUUUAUGUGUGAAUAAAGUGUAAUUACUACUUGCUGUGGGUUUUUUUUUUUUUUUACUUUACGUGUGAAUAAAGUGUAAUUACUUUAGUAUUUGCUGUGUUUUUUUUUUUUAAAGUUUAAUUUAUGUAAGUUGACCAUUUUUAGUUUAUUAGCUUGAUUUAUUGCUUCUCCCCAUUAUUCUAGUUUUUGUUGUGCGAGAGCCGCUGCACGCGCAUUCAGUCAGUCCAAAGGAAAGCAUUUCUCAAUGCUUUCCUAUGGACGACAGCGUCUUCUCACUGUGAUUUUCACAGUGAGAAGCGCCACUAGAGGCUGGAUUAACCCUAAUGUAAUCAUAGCAGUAUCUCUGAAACUGCUAUGUUUACAGCAGGCAGGGUUAACUCUAGAUGGACCUGGCACCCAGACCACUGCAUUGAGCUGAAGUGGUCUGGGUGCCUAUAGUGGUCCUUUAACACCCUAACCGCGAGGCACCCAAUCAUUGUAAAUCGCCGGAUAAGUGCUCCGGGAAAUCAGCGCUACCUCAUGCCAGUCAAAAUUUAUAUCGGGUGCCGUUUCCAUCACGAGCCUGGGAUCAGGGCACUAUUUUGACAGACUGGGCACUCUGGGAUGGGCUAUCCGGGGAUACCAAGUGUGUGGGGUAAAUGGUAUUUUUCAAGUUAUUUUCGGGGAUAUUCAUGUUAGGUGCCUAUAUGUCUAGGUUAAUUAACUUUGUAAUGUUUAAUCUGACCAUCUUCCAAACACACAGGGGUCACCAAGGUUUAGUUACUGACCCCAUGCUGCGGAUGUGGUAUAAAUAUAUGUAUAGAAUCCUAAUAAAGUGUCCUUGUUUUCACCCUUCAUCAAGUCUCAACUGAUGUCUGGGUGGGUUGCUAUAAUCACUGAAGACGUUGCAGGACUAGGUUGGCUGUUUAGAGGAGAUACUCAUCUGGAUUAUUUCCAAAUGCUCUAGCCAUACUUAAAGUGACACUAGUCACCAAAAUAACUUUUGUUUAAAUGACCACUAUAGUGCCAGGAAAACAAACUCGUUUUCCUGGCUCUAUAGGGUCCUUGGGUCAUUCUCAAUGCUUUCCUAUGGACGCUGGCGUCUUCUCACUGUGAAAAUCACAGUGAGAAGUGCGGAAGCGCCUCUAGCAGCUGUCAAUGAGACAACCACUAGAGGCUGGAUUAAACUAUUUGUAAACAUAGCAGUUUCUCUGAAACUGCUAUGUUUACAGCAGAAAGGGUUAAUCCUAGAUGGACCUGGUACCCAGACCACUUAAUUAAGCUGAAGUGGUCUGGGUGCCUAUAGUGGUCUGGGUGCCUAUAGUGGUCCUUUAAUGAAGCAGUUUUGGUUUGUAGAAUUCUCCUGCAGUCUCAUUGCUCAGUUCUCUGCCAUUUAGGAGUUAAAUCACUUUGUUUAUGCAGUCCUAGUCACACUUUCCUGCAUGAGAAUUACAUAGUCUUCCUAAAUACUUCCUGUAAAGAGUCAUCUAAUGUUUACACUUCCUUUUCUGCAAAUUCUUGUUAACCCCUUAAGGACUGGACUGUUUUUGCGAUGUUGUACAUUUGCGACCAGGCAUAUUUUUACACUUUUGUGGUGUUUGUGUUUGGCUGGAAUUUUCCGCUCUCUCAUUUACUGUUCCCAUACAAAUUAUAUAUAGUUUUUUUCAGGACAAAAGGGGCUUUCUUUACAUACCAUUAUUUAUAUAAUCUCAUGUAUUUUAAUUUAAAAAAAAUAAAAAAUAUGAUGAAAAAUUGAAAAAAAUACAUGUUUUUUGACUUUUACUUGAAAAAUCUUUUACUCAUCUACAAAAGCGAAUUAAAAAAACUGCUAAAUAGAUUCAAAAUUUUGUCCUGAGUUUAAAAAUACCCUGUGUUUACAUGCUUUUUUGCUUUUUUUUGCAUGUUAUAGGGCUAUAGGUACAAGUAGAAUAUUGCGGUUUCAAAACAUAAAUUUUUAAAAUUUAUCAAUAGUGACAUUGUAACACUAUUAUCUGUCAUAAAUCUCUGAAUAACACCCCACAUGUACAUAUUUUUUUUAAAGUAGACAACCCAGGGUAUUCAAUAUGGGGUAUGUCCAGUCUUUUUUAGUAGCCACUUAGUCGAAAACACUGGCCAAAGUAAGCAUUCAUAUUUGUUUGUGUGUGAAAAAAGUAAAAAAACUAAAUUGAACGCUAAUUUUAGCCAGUGUUUGUGACCAAGUGGUUACUAAAAAAGACUGGACAUACCCCAUUUGCAAUACCUUGGGUUGUCUUCUUCUGCAAAUGGUAUGCCAUCAUGGGGGUAAUUCUCAUUCCUGGGCUACCACACGCUCUCAAAGGCAACGUAACCAACCUGGCCAUUUUCAAUGUAAAAAUAUUUGACCCAUAUAUUUGACCUUCUAACUUUCAAAAAUACUAUAAAACCUGUACAUGGGGGGUACUGUUUUACUCAGGAGACUUUGCUGAACACAAAUAUUAGUGUUUAAAAACUGGAAAACGUAUCACCACAAUUAUAUCAUCAGUAAAAGUGCUGUUUGUGUGUGAAAAAUGCAAAAAAAGUCACUUUCACUGACAAUAUCAUCGCUGUGAUAUGUUUUACUGUUUUGAAUCACUAAUAUUUGUGUUCAGCGAAGUCUCCCGAGUAAAACAGUACCCCCCAUGUACAGGUUUUAGGGUGUCGUAGAACGUUACAGGGUAAAAUACAGUGCUAGCAAAUUCAAUUCUCUGGAAUUUCGGCCUGGGUUGGCAGGCAGGUCCCUUAAAUUGCAAUCAAUAAAAUUACUGAAUUAUGUAAAACUAUUACAUAAAUACGCACGUAGAAUUUAAAUAUAUAUGCAUAUUUAUAUAUUUGAAGUCUACGUGUAUAUUUAUAUAAUUAUUUAUGUAAUUUUGUAUAUGGACAUAUGUAUAUUUCUUAUUAUUUUUAUUUAUUUUUAUAUACAUAGAUAUAUAUAUACAAAUUCAUUCUAAGUGUAUUUUGAUAUUAAUAUAUAUAUAUUAAUUUUAAAAUACAGUUAGAAUAAAAUUUCAUAUAGAUAUAUAAAAAAAAUUUUUUAUUAUUAUUUUAAUUUUUUUUUUUAAUUUAAAUUACUUAUUAUUUAUAUUUUAUAAUAAUAUAUAUACAAUAUAUAUAGUUAUUAUAUAUAUAUAUAUACGUGUGUAAUUUAAUUAUAAGUGUAUUUUUAUAUUAAUAUAAGUACAUAUUAAUAUAAAAAUACACUUAGUAUGGCAUUAUAUAUAUAUAUGAUAUAUAGACAUAUAUUAUAUAGAUAUAAUAUAUGUCUAUAUAUCAUUUGUGGUCGUGGCAAUAUAGCCGUAUAUGGAAACAUAGCAUAUAAUAACAUAUCAAUAUUUGGAAUUAGUCGGUUGUGGUGUGCCGAAACCGACAGAGGAGUAGGCCUGUAAAAGUGGGCAAAAAUAAAUUAUCAUAAGACGUAAUACGUUGACCAAAACUUUAUUUAGAUAAGUCACAGAAAGCUAGUCUUAAUUCUUUAACAGGAUUGGGUAUGUAAAGAGUAUAAGCGGAAGAUUUCCAGCGUCCCAUUGUUUUGAUGAUGUGCGGAGGAAUGUGGUUAGCAGAAGCUGUAGAUGCUGCUCCUAUUCGGAAAGAAUGACCCGAAAAUUGACUAGGGUUCAAGCCGAGUCUAGUCAACAGCAGUCUUACAUAGAGCAUAAACUUUACUGUAGUUAGAACGUUAGUUAGUACCGUGCAGUUCUAGCAAAGGUUGUAAUGGUUGUUUGUGGAGUGAUAAUAGAUAAUUGUCAAAAUUUUGUACAGGGCACCAUUUGUUAUGAGUAGGGUAUAAGGGGAUCGUAACGGGAUGACCUAUGGCGCUGGUUUUUGAUUGUUUUAGCGUGAGUAGGUAAUGGUCGUUCUGUUUCGCUAAGUCCAUAGUUCUUAGGUAAUCAGGGGACGUGAUAGUCCUAGUUGUGAAUUCGUUGGGACGGAGGAAUCCAUAAAAAGCAAGAUAUAUGGCUGAUUUUAUUACCGUGUUUGUCCUGGGCUCAAAAGGAGAGGAAUCUAACAAGUUUACUAGUGCAUGAAAUAUGUGGUUAUCAAUAGUUAGUCGUUUCUCGGGGAUAUGUGUAUCUAAUUUCUUAAUGCCUCUAAGAACUGUCUUGAUUUGAUAUGAGGACAGGAAACUCGUGGCGUUGGGUUGUUGAAUUAGCAUGUGGUGUUGAAUUCCCGUAAGGUAUAGUUUUAUAGUGUUAAAUGAUAGUUUAAGGUUGAUGUGGCAAAAAGAAGUGAAACCCAAUAUUGUUUCUAUUGUGAACAUAUCGUGAAUGUGAAAUUCAGUGAUGAAUUUUUUGAAUAUGUGAAAAGCUCUGUCGUAAGUGUUUCUAGUGUUUACAGAGAGUGCCAUGUGAGAAAUGUGACGUGCGUGAUUUAACAAAGCUUUUAAUCCAUUAUCAUGUCUGUGAAAAGUGGGACUGGAGUUGCCCGUCUGGAGGCGGUGGGUAGUGUCGUGAAGAAUUCCUGAAAACGAAAUCGAGACAAGUGAUCAGCACUGAUGUUUGUGCACCCUGGAACAUGAAUACAUGUUAGAAAGAAUUGACAAGUGGCUGCUAUCCAUGUGAGUCGCCUCAAUAGCCUCAUAAUUACCAGGGAUGAUGACCGGCCUUUAUUGACAAUAUGGCAAGUAGCCAUAUUAUCAGAAUAGCACCACACCGUGUGACCGGACCACUGGUGGCCCCAGGUAACGGCCGCAGCCACGAUGGGGUACAAUUCGAAUAAAGCUGAGGUCUCUGUGAAUUUUGUGAGUGAUUUGACCUCAGUUGGCCAUGGCCCCACGAGCCAUAGGUCACCCCAUAUGGCUGCAAACCCCGUGUUUGCUGCAGCGUCUGUCCAUAUUGUGGGUGAAGUGUCUGAGUGAGAUGGUAUAAACAUGGCACGCCCAUUCCAAGAAGUGAGGAAAAUCCUCCACAUGCUCAAAUCGGAUGUCGCAUGUUUGUCUAGUGAAAUGUAAGAUGUGUCUGAGGUGAAUUGUGGAAAUAGUGAUAGCAAAUGUGAAAUAAAUGAUCUCCCCUGGGGAAUGAUUCUCAUUGCAAAAUUAAGCGAUCCCAGCAAUGAUUGUAGGUCUUUCUUAGUGCAACGACCUUGCUGUAGGUAGUGGUCAAUACUUGCCAGGAUACGCUCAAUUUUCUCCUGAGGGAGGCUGGCCUGCAUGGAAUCCAAAAUGGCGGUCUGAACCGGAAGUAACGUUUCAGACUCGCCAGACCAUUACGGUAAUGUGGGAGUGGAUUGGCAGCCUUUUUAUAGGGAAACCAAGCCCCUCCCACAACUACAGGCCAAGCCUUUUAAUAUAUACACAAAUAUAAUUUUUUUUUAUUUUUAAUUAACACUAACUUUAUUUUUUUUUUUACUGAUUUUACACAUGCAGGGAGACUGCCUGUCAGCACAGACAGUCCCCCUGCAGGCAGCACUAUGGACACCUAUUGUGACCAUGUGAUCGCUUUGUUAAGCGAUCACAUGGCCACAGGGGUCCUAAAUCAGUGUGGGGAGACUGUCUGGGCUGCAGGCAGUCUCCCCACAACCGGAGCCACGCUGAUCGCCGCCGGGGGAACGACGGCGAUCAGGUAAGUAACUAAGACCGUUAGGACGGUUCAGGACCGUCAUCGGUCCUCAAGGCAAAAAUGCCGAUGACGGUCCUGAACCGUCCUCGGUCGCUAAGGGGUUAAAGGACCACUAUAGUGCCCUGAGGGUGGCCCCACACUCAGGGUCCCCCUCCCGCCGGGCUCUAGGGGGAGGAAGGGGUUAAACUUAACUCUUUCUCCAACACUGGGCAGGGGACUCUCCUCUUCCUUUCCGCCUCCUUGGCUGAAUGCGCAUGCGCGCCAAGAGCCGCGCGCGCAUUCAGCCAGUCUCAUAGGAAAGCAUUCACAAUGCUUUCUGAUGGACGCUGGGGUCUUCUCACGGUGAUUUUCACAUUGAGAAGCGCCUCUAGUGGCUGUAUUAACCCUAAUAUAAACAUAGUUUCUCUGAAACUGCUAUGUUUAUAGAAAAAAGGGUUAAACCUAGCUGGACCAGGCACCCAGACACUUCAUUAAGCUGAAGUGGUCUGGGUGCCUAUAGUGGUCCUUUAAGUUAGAAUGUCUUAUCUCCUGCUCUGUUAAUAGCUUGCUAGACAAUGCAGGAGCUCUGUAUGAAAUUAAAGUUCAAUUAACAGAGCAGGAAAUAAAAACUUUUAAAUUACGCUUGUGGCUAUGGCUGCAUAAAUAGAAACAAAAGUAAUUUAACUCCUAAAUGGCUGAGCAUUGAGUAGUGAGACUGCAGCCGCAUUAUCUAUACACAGAAACCUCUUCUUUAAAGGACCACAAUAGGUACCCAGACCACUUCAGCUCAAUGAAGUGGUCUGGGUGCCAGGUCCAUCUAGGGUUAACCCUGCAGCUGUAAACAUAGCGGUUUACAUUAGGGUUAAUCCAGCCUCUAGUGGCUGUCUCAUUGACAGCUGCUAGAGGCGCUUCCACGCUUCUCACUGUGAUUUUCACAGUGAGAAGACGCUUGCGUCCAUAGGAAAGCAUUGAGAAAUGCUUUCCUAUGGACUGAUUGAACGCGCGCGCGGCUCUUGCGCAUUCGUUGGAAGAGGGAGGAGAGUCCCAAGCGCCGAGGGAGCCUGGCACUGGAGAAAGGUAAGCAUUUAACCCCUUAGUCCCACUAGAGCAGGGGUUCUCAACCCAGUCCUCAGGACCCCCUACGAGUCCAGGAUUUGGGGAUUACCUGGGUGUGUCUCAGGUGUUUAGAAAAAGGGAAAAAAACACCUUCUUUUUUCUAAACACCUUAGACACACCCAGGUAAUCCCUAAACCCUGGACUGGUAGGGGGUCCUGAGGACUAACGUUGAGAACCCCUGCACUAGAGCCUGUUUGUUUUCCUGGCACUAUAGUGGUCCUUUAACCCCUUAAGGACACAUGACAUGAUUCCCUUUUAUUCCAGAAGUUUGGUCCUUAAGGGGUUAAGCUAAAGUUGUUUUUGUGACUAUUUUGUACCUUUAAGGUAUGUGCUACUAACAGGGUUAUUUACUAAAGUUUGAAUUGUUGUGAACUAAUGACGGUGUUAGAUCUGCUUCAAGAAGAACAAAAGUGCCAAUUGAAUGUACAUAGGUGUUAUCGUUUAGGGCACCAAUAUUGUUUUCCUCAGCUAGAUUAGUUUUCUAUAGCGCUAAAUCUUUAGGAAGUUGCUACAUUCAAUAAAAACUGGGACCGUAUGAAUAGUGAUCCAAGAUAUUUUUCAAGAGAUUUAAGUAUUGCCAUGUUCACAAAAUAUAGACCUGCUAAAAUAGGCAAGCAUACAUAGAAUGGCAACCUGAGAUUAUGAGGGGUCUAAUUUAUGUUAAUUUAAGCACUAAUCAUGCACUGGUCAUUAUGUUCAAUAUUUUACCAUAGAUUAUGGAUACUGUUCCUUCUAAAUUCAAUUUUGUAGUUAAAACAAUGUUCUUUGUUUGGUGAAUCAUGUAUAGUUUCCAUGUUGGGAUUUCAGAUGUUUUAAACUCCCUUUCAUCAGGGAUAAGGUAGUUUGAAAUAAUUAUAAUUUAGAAGGCUGUCUUUUUUUUUGUAGGCAAUAUAAGAAAAGACAGAAAAAAAUCAGCGCUUAAAGACACUAAUAUUUUUUUUUUCUUGUUUGUUUAUUUUGUUAUCAGAUAUUUGGCUUCACAAGUCAAUUCACAACUACCCAAUUCUAUAUAUAAAACAAUCAGUGGAAGUAGAAUUGUAGUUGUAACUGCCAUUAGUUGUGGUUUACCCCUUUUUGAUCUUUAUUGAACCUGUGACAUACGAGGGGCACUGCAAUGUGGUUUUUGUGCAUUCAAGCUCCGGUUGAUCACUUGUUUUGGACGUAUUUCAAUUAAACUUGUUCUUGUUGUUAAACUAUUUUAAUAAUUAGCAUUUUGGUAUCUUUAUUUUUACAUGACAAGAGGCUUCAUAUUCUGCGUGUCUUUCUUUAAUUUAACUCCACAGCAGCAAAGACACAUAGAAAAAAACAAGAACCAAUCAGAUACAAGUAAUAUGAAUAUAAGGCACAGUGAAACCACACACUUCCUCUUUCUUUGCUGCUCCAACCACAAGACAGGUCAGAGUUCCUGCUGUCUUCACGGUCUUUGUAUUAUUGUCAGUUCGCUGUAUUUUUUACCAAUGUUUUAUUUUAUUGUUAAGGGAUAGUGUUAGUGUGGGUUCUGUUUGUGCACCUCUGUUUUACUUAUCUCUGACAGACUCUGCCUGCACACUGUGGCUUUACUGGGUCCUUUAUCUGGCAGGCUGUGCCUGCAUACUACUGGGCCUCAUUUGCUCAUUCUCUGGCAGGCUCUGCCUGCCCAUUACUGACUUUUCACUUUUCUGUCGCAGACUCUGCCUGCACACCACUGGCCCUUAAUUGCGACUCCUUUCUCUGGCAGGGCUUUGCCUGUUCACUACUAUGUUUUAUCUUUCCCUUUCCUGGCAGGCUCCACCUGCCCUAAUAUUGUCAUUUCACUUUUCUCUGGCAGGCUGCACCUGCACACUACUGGUCCUUAUUUGUCUACCCCUUUCUCUGGCAGGCUCUGCCUGUACACUACUGUGCUUUAUUUGUCCCUUUUCCAGCAGGCUCUGCCUGCCCCAUUACUGUCUUUUUUUUUUCUCUCUCUCUACUGGCCUGUUUUGGUGUGGCUUGUUUUUCUCUCCGGGUUUUUGUUUGUUUCUCUCUUCCUGGUGGGGAUAGUCUGCUGUAUUACCUUGCCAUUCGAUCUUAGGAGAUCAUUGGUGAGCCUCCAUAUUUCUUACCUGUAAUAGUGCUGCUGAGGGGAAGCUGCCUUUGCUGUCUUCUAUAUUUGGUGAAUGCCAGUUGUUUGACCACUUUUGUUAUUCAGCCUGUACUUAUUGUGCCUGAUUUUAUACUGUUGAAGAAGACCCUAAGCGCCAAAAGCCCCCAGGGUCAGAGAGUAGGUUGUCCCUCCCACAGUAUAUAAAGAUAUAUAAAAUAUUAAAAUAUAACUUUUAUUGAGUUUAUUAAAACAAUCAUAUAGCCACUGAAAAUCAAGCUUGUUUCGGCACAUAAGUGAGGGUUACCCCCUAUAGAUUUGUCCACAGACACACGACUAGUUCCCCCUAGGGGUGACCAGUUUUCUUUACUGAUUUUAUACUGUCAAACUGUCUGUACACUUUGGUCCAUACUUUGGGCACCUGGUCCCACGUGACCUACUGCCCUUAGUGACUAAUGGGAAAUUGUUGUGGUCUGUCUGCCUACAUACUUGUUGACCAUGUGGUACUUUGUAUAUUGGGUGAGCCCCAGUGGCCUGUAAUUGUGAUUGACUAUGAAGGAUUCCCAAAACCCUCCGGGACAUUUCCAGGCCAUGAUCAAUGCAAUGGUGGCUGCAUCGGUAGAAUGCCACUUUUCAAAAGUUUCCUCUACUACCAAGUGUAGUAUUCCUACAUUCGUCCUUACAGACUUGUAUUGGUCACUACUCUAGCCAGGUGGAUUAGUUGGCUCCUGUCCCUGGUGGAUGUUAAAUCUUCAUUCGGGCCUAUUUUCUCUUACCUCAAUCGUUAAAAAUGCAAAAUAUGUUGCCUCCUGUCAUGGUGUAAAAUUUAAUAUAAUGCUAGUUUAGUACUAAUAAUCUAAAUUUUUGGAAUGACAGGAGGCGAGUAUUUUCCCAACAUUCUCUCCCCCCCCUUCUUUGUUUUUACUGUUUGUCUUUUUGAUGGAGGUUUCUGUUGUUGGGGUGUUUUUAUUGUGAGUUCAUUAUUUGAUUUUGGUAUUUUUAUAUGGCAUUCGUCCUGUUUUGCAUAUUGUUAUCGAAGGGAUAUUGUCUAUACUGCUAUGAUUCAAGUAUUUGAAAUUCAUCGAUUGCUUGCAUUAUAUCAUUGUUUCAUACGAUUAUUUCUGUAUGACUAAGCCUAUUACACCUUUUCUCUUCAGUUUAAUUAAUUUCUGGGGACGCGUUUGCUGUUCUGAUCUGGUGGGCUUCCCCGUUCUAUGCUGAUUCUGCAAGUUUUUUUGCCUGUUCAAGGUUUUCUCUGUUUUACCUGUGAUUUUGCAUAGAGAAAGAGGAAGUACUUGGUUUCACUAUGCCUUAUAUUUAUAUUACUUGUUUCUGAUUGGCUCUUGUUUCUUCUUUGCUUGUUUGCUGCUAUGGAGUUACAAAGAAAAAUAUGCAAAAUACUCGCCUUGUCUUAUUACUAAAAUAUAAGAUCAUUAUUACACUAAAACUAGCUUGACCUUCAAUUGUGUGCUAUUUAGAGAGCUCAUAUCACACUCCUGUACAUAGUUCUUCAUGUCUUCACUGGUCUGGAUCAUUUUGAUGGUGGAACGGAUCUCAUGGUCAUCACAUGAUGUAAACAGGGGCUGUGGUCUAUCCUAUGACCUCGAAACUCUAGAGUUAGUUUCCUCCGAGCUUCUGUAUGGGCAAAGCAAAGUUAGCGACAGUUACUCGACUAUAAGGUAUGGCAAUUUAUUCUGAUUUGUUGGUUGAUAUUAAGUGACCAUUAAGGCGCAAUUUUAUAUUAAUACAACACGCUAAAAAAAUACAUAGGAUGACUUAGUAUUUAUAUUUUGGUGUGUGAUUUAUUGCAACUCUUACCUGCAUAAAAUGCUGCAUUCUUUUAGUGAACAUUGUCUCUUCUAACUUACAGUUUCCGGGAGGCAGUGACAGUUACCUGACCAUCACUGGAUCUGGUCACCCCUUCCUGACUGGGACAGAGGUGAGUAGUAACAACAUCUUAGUUUAUUUUAUUUUUUUACAAAUGUGUGGCACUAUCUGAGACACCUAAAAGUCUUCUUUUUUUUUUUUUUCCUCCUUCUUCUUCUGUCUAGACAUUUCACACACCUAGCUUGGGUGAUGAAGAGUUUGAAAUCCCACCCAUUACUCUAGAUUCUGAUCCUUCUCUGGCUGUCUCUGAUGUUGUUGGGCAUUUUGAUGACCUUGGAGAUCCUUCAGUUCAGGAUAGUAGCUUUGCUGCACAAUAUGGGGUACAGACUCUGGACAUGCCAGUGGAGAUGACCCACGAGGUGAUGGAGCAGGCAGGAGGGCUGCUUGGAGCUGGACUUGCCAUGGUAAAAAAAUAUUUUUAUUUGUGGCAUAUGCAUGAAAACUGGCUCUCUUAAACUAUGAUUUAUUUAUCAGAGACCAUGUUCUUAUGGUCUAUUUUUUACCAUUGGAGAGCCAUAUAUCACCUUUUCAAGUGACAUUUCCAUAACUAAGACUGGCCAACUACUUUCGUUAUGUUGUUCUGACAUAAAGCUGUAAAAGAUAUGUCACAGCAUUUAAUAUUCAUAUUAAUAAGAAAACAAGUUGCAUCUGCACUAUUGUAUUAAUUUUAAUGGACAUGGCACAUGUGAAUCUAUUGGUUUAAAAAUAUAUAAACGUGUAUUUUGUGAGUUAAAACUUCACAUUCCCGAAUUAUUCACUAAAGAUUGAAUUGUAGGGUGAUCAACGUGAAUUUUAAAUUUAAAGCCAUGAUAUCUGAAAUGAAGAGCGAAAAUAUGGAAAAUAUUUUCAAUUCAUCUGUUUUGCAUAAAAUUAGAAUUCACUUUUGAAGUCAUAUUGAUUGAUCACUACUGAGCAAACCUGAUGUUAAUGAUUGUUAAUUAGUAACACUAAUGGAUAUUGAACAAACCUAAUAUUAAUUAAGUAAAUUGGUGUUAGUCCCACAAGCAUGUCACAAAACACAGGCCUGGAUGUGUCGCAGAUGAAUUCAGGCAUAAGCCAUAAGAUGACACAGCAUGAGUUGAAAGGGUCAGGCUAAGUGCAGGACCUGGAACAUGCCCAAAGAGAUAAAGUAUAGCAUGAAACUAACAACCAAUCAUUUUAUAAGAUAGUAUAGUGUUAGAAGAUAGAUAAGAGAUAAGCUAACUGCACAGACCUGGCAUGAGGCCUUUGGUGGGCCUUUCCGGCCUGGCCAGCUGCCAGUCCCACCUAAUGCAUGUGACAAGUCUGCUGGGCUGCACUGAUAAGAGAAUCUAAGGUGGACCAGUACAGACUGCCCACCCUUUGACUAGGUAUAAAAGAUGAGAUAACUUGGCACUCAGGCGGGAGCUUACUUGUCUGCAUCACAGACGCGUGGUCCAGUUCUUUGCUGUUUCCCAGCGGAGAAAGUCCCUCCAGCCUGACUGCCUGAGUUUCCCCAGUCGUGUGUGGCAGAGUGACAACAAACUUCUCCUAUGGUGAUGUAUUUUAAACGGAUACUUAAGCUGUUAUCGAUAUAUUAAGCUGAUCAUUUAAGCUGAAUGCAUGCACCAUUUAUAAUCAAUAGAUGCGUCUUAAGAUUAGAGUGAUUUGUAUUCCAGUGUAUACAUUAAAGUAUGAUGUUAAUUCUUACAUACUACUUGGUCUUUGUGUGGUAUCAUUUGCCUAUUACUCAACCUCCUCAUCACGAAUUGGGCAGUGUGCCCCUCAGACCUUAUUAGGUACUGAUGAUCAUUAAUUUGAUGAUUUGGCACAACACUUUGACGUAGUUGGCAGGAUGAUAUUGGUUGAAUUAGGGGAUGUUAAAUCUGUAAUAAAAUAACUUUUUACCGGUAAAAGAAUAGGUUUGUGUGAGAUUAAAAUCUGUUUGAUGCUUCAGCAUAGCUUCUGAGCAAAAAGUGAAAGUAACUUAGAAGUGAAACUAAUUUAGUACGCUGCUAAUUUCUGCUGAGUGACAGAGGAAAAUAAGUGUUCAAAAGCUGCUGCUUGUCCGCUUGCUGAUAAGCGAAACGUUCUGUUGUCAGUUUUUCCUUCUCAUUCUCUGCUGAAAAUAUUUCAUGUGUGCACACUAUAUACAUAUACUGUAUUAUAUAUGUUUUUGUUUGCAUUGAAAAAAUCUAAGCAGUUUAAAAAAAAAAAAAAAAAAAUCUGUUUCACAUUGUGCAACCAUGUAUUGGAUGUUUGGUGUGAAUGAGCGUAUUUGUGCUCGUUUGGUAGAUGCACCUAUACUCUACGGAAGGCUGUAGAAAGCCAGUGCCGAACAGGGAAAGAUAACCUUAAGCUAGGAUAGUUGCCUGGAUAAGCCCAGGCACCUGGAUAAGCACCAUAGCGUGAGUAAUCGUGGUAACCAUAAGCCAGGGUAGUUGUCUGGAUAAGGUGUGACUACUCUGUUAAGUAAUAAGCCAGGUAUUAGCUGUCUGGAUAAGUACACACUCAAGUGAACAUAGUAAAAACACAUAACACAUCCAUAUACAAGUGUGCAUGAUUCUCCUGUGAGGGUAUUCCAAUUGCACAAUGUUUAAAAAGAAUAAGAAACAAAGAGGACAGUGAUACCAUCGUCCCAGGCUAGGAACAUGAACCAUAUGCAUUGAUUGCAAGUGAAUGGACCCGCUCCUCGGGCAAGUGUGAAAAUAACAAUGAAUGCAUGAAAGCUGAAACACCUGCUAAUCUGCUUGCUUGUAUGAAAGAAAUACCAAAGGUUAAAGGGCAGAAACGAACUUGGGUUAUACUCACUGCAUACAGACAUGCUCAUAAGGAUAGAGACAUGUUGCAAAAUGAGAAUAAACAGUUCACCGAUAAACUGAAUUUGUAUCAACAUAUAGCUGCAAAAUCCAUAGUAAGGAUAGCCCAGUAUAAAGUUAAAAGACAAAUUGGAAAGUGAGCAAGAAAAAAGUUAGGGUAUUCCUCACCCAAGCUGGAUAUGAGUUUGAUCCAGAAGCUUGGGAUGGCAAUAUUUGGAGUACCUCGGACGAAGAGUCUGAGACAGGGGUCAAUGCCUUGCCUGGUCAGAAGAAAAUUAGAGUACACUGACCUAGGACAAGUCGGGAGGACCUCUAUGGAAGAUUAUACACAACAAGAUAUAGCUGACAUUCUGUCCACCUUCCGACAGCUGCCAAGGGAACUGCUGGACGAGUGGGUGCUCUGAUUAAGUGAACCAGGGGAUGCCACUGACUCACCAAAAUUAGCAAACAUCAAGGAGGAUCAAAGCAUCAGGAGGAUGAUGCUAAAUAGGCCUCCCCCAGUUGAUGGGACACCUUCUACGCUCACCCUCCAGGAGCUUGUACAAAUAGGAUUGAAAUUACGUUAUCCCUCUGUCAGUGACUGGCCAGACAAUGACAAGCCCUGGUACGGAUUCACAGGCGCAGUUAAGAAACUAAAACAAGAAAUGGUGAGGCAGGCUACACAGAACUCUCAUCAACUAGAUAGGCUGAUGGAAAUGCCUGUCACAGUCCAGAUGAGGAAUAAAAUUAUGAAAACUGCCCCUCCAGCUUAUAAGCAGGUAAUAAUGACUCUGCUGAUAAGUCAGAGAGGAAACUCUCUGCAGAUAGUGGCGGAAGCCAUUAUGCAGUUAGGGGAACUGGGAGAUUAGGCUCCCAGGGUUCUGAGAGAUAGGACAGAUUCAACAGGCUAUAGACCACCCCGUGAAGCACCCAGGAUGGGUAAUCCUGGAACAGCAGAUCAAAUAAGUAGAAAGGAAAUGUUCCUAGCCCUCCACAGGGAAGGGGUAAGCAGGGAACAAAUUGAUGAGAAAGACACCCCAAUGUUGUGGAGGAUGUACAAACAAAAAGGAUUACAUAAAAAGGGAGCAAAGGUAAACAAACCGCAUAAAUGCCAUGGUGAUGGCCCAAGAAACCACCAUCUUUUCCUCCUGUGGCACCCUCAGUGCCACCACACCCUUCUGUAAUACCUACAGCGCCCCCAUUGCAAGACCCUGUGGUAAUACCCUUACCCGCCUUGGUAGGGGUUGAGAUUUACCAAAACUUUAAAAAGCUAAAUGAAAUAGCAAAAGCCAUGCGGGACCUGAGGGAAAUACUAGAGGCACAGGAAUCAGAGAAGAGCAUUACUCCUCUUUAUCCUAAUCUUGAUAGAGAAUUAGGAUUGGCACAAACCCAGGUGAGAGAAAACAGUUACUCUCAGAGGGAAUUGCCCCACCUUGAAGAUCUAGAUGAAAUCCUAGAAGGGCUAAUGCCCACUGGAGAGUUGGCACCUCCUAGUUCCCAUGAGGCCAGUUCACCCUGUAAUAAGUGAGCUCCAGAAAUAAGAUUGGCACAUAAAGAUUGCAGGCCCCAUGUAAAUGUGAAAAUAUAUUGGAAAAAUAAAAAUGUUCAAAGGGUUACUAGUAGACACCCCGAGCCGAAGCCACGUUAAUUUAUGGGAAUCCAAAGAAAAUCAUAGGAAUGCUCUUUGUGAAUAUUGGACUUUAGGGUAAAAGAGCAGUCCAGACUUGGUUAGAAAUGAAAAUUGGGCAGUUGCCUAAGAAAAAGUAUUAGAUUUUGGUAGUCCCAAUCCCUGAAUACAUAAUUGGCAUUGAUAUCUUGAAGGGAUUAACCCUAUAUUUGGGGGGAUGCUUUUAUAGCUUUGGGACUAAACCAUAUAUAUCAGCUAGACCAGUGGUUGUAGGAAAACUUGUAAUGCCUCCUGUACAACUACCACCCGCCACAAAAGUGACGCAUAUGAAACAAUAUCAAAUACCAGGAGGGCACAAAGAGAUAGGAGAAACAAUUGAUUUACACAAUAACUUUAAUUGAAAACAUACAGAAACAUCCAGGGAUCUGGUAUGCUGUAAUAGAUUUGGCCAAUGCCUUCUUCACUAUUCCAAUAGCUGAAGAAAACCAAGAGCAAUUUGCCUUUACAUGGCUAGGGAGUCAAUAUACCUUUACUAGGUUACCUCAAGGAUAUUUACAUAUUCUACCACCUGUCACCGGCUGGUGGCAGAACAUCUGGAUUAAGUAAAAACCGUCUGGAGUGAAAAUAUCUCACUACAUAGACGAUAUUAUGAUACAGGGAGAAACCAAACAAAAGUCUCAGGAGGUGCUAGAAGAAAUAAUAGAGCAUAAGUAGAGGUUGGAAAAUCAACCCAGGCAAAGUGCAGUGACCUGCACAAACAGUGAAAUUCCUGGAUAUACAGUGAAACAAAGAGCAUAGGGAGAUACUCCCCAAGGCCAAACAAAAGAUAUUGGAAUUUCACACUCCCAAAAAUAAGAAGCAAGCCCAGGGUUUCAUAGGGCUCUUUGGAUUUUGGAGACAGCACAUACCACACCUAAGUCAACUGCUGUCCCCUUUAUACAAAGUUACAAGGAAAAAAUAUGAUUUUGAGUAAAGAAAGGAGCAACAAGAUGCGUUCAAAGGAGCCAAACCUUCCAUUCAACAAGCCUUGGAUCUAUGGCCCGUACAAGAUGGGGAUAUAGAUCUGAAUGUAUCAGUUAAUAACCAAUGGGCAAAUUGGAGCCUUUGGCAAAAACAAGGAAGGGCAAAAUUUCCUCUUGUAUUUUGGACUACGAAGUUGCCUGAAACAGGAGACAGGUAUACACCUUUUGAAAAACCGCUUUUGGCUUGUUACUGGGCUCUAGUGGACACAGAGCAAAUUACAGUGGGACACACAGUGUUCCUACGUCCAGAGAUACCCAUAAUGCAAUGGGCUAUGAGCUCUCCUAAAACCCACAGGAUAGGGCAUGCGCAAGAAUCAAGUAUCAUUAAGUGGAAAUGGUACAUUCUGGACAGCGCAAAAAUAGGUCCUAGUGGCAUAGCUGUGCUACAUGAGAAGGUUGUGGAUGCACCUAUUCAAGAACCUGGAUAUUUGCCAAUGCCAGAAAAACCGAGAGAAUCGCCAGUAAAAUGGGGAAAGCCUUUAACUCAGUUGUCCCAGGACCAGGCUACGCAUGCGUGGUUCACAGAUGGCUCAGCAAAAUAUGUUGGAAACACCAGACAAUGGAAAGCAGUGUCUUAUUUUUUUUUUAUUCUUUAUUUUAUUUGUGCAUCGGUUAAACAAGCAGGUUUGCACUGCCACAACAUCUGGUGCAAACUGAUAGUAUAACAUUUAUGUGGCUACGAAAACAUUGCACAUUUUAUUUAUAAGAAUAAGCAAGAUUAGACUAAAAUCCUUAAUCUGAAGGAGGACGAUAUCUCUCACUAGGCAUACAUAAAACUUAUACAUAAAACAAAAACUUAACAUAGCAUCAAGGUGAGACACUGCACAGACUUAGCCUACCACUCAUCCUCUCUAGGCUAUAUUAAGAUGCUAUCAGCCUAGGUGAUACAAGUGAACCCUAGCCAAGUCAGCUAAGCUAAGCAGAAAACCAUCCUCUUGCUAUCAUGUGACCUGAUAACAGAAAAUUACAGCCUAUUUUCCUUCUUUUGUGUUGUUGGUGUUAAAGAUAAAUAAAUAGGGAAGUAAGUGUGUGAUAGGCCUGUCUGUUUGAGUAAGUGGUCUCAACAUUUAUUCUAAGUUAUUGGUUAUUUUAUUUAUUUCUUGCGUCCAAAUGCACUGGGUUUAACAUCAUAGGACAAUAACAGGGUUAAUAGAGGUAGACAAUUGGGGCCAGGGUUCUUGCAUUUAUAUAGGGAUUUAUUUAUAUGCUAGUGUUGGGUAGGAAGGUCUGUCUGUAUGGUCUUAGAUGUGGGUAGGUAGCUGCAUACCCUCUGAUUAGGAAUGGGUUGACUCUCUGUUAAGAACUUAGGAACCUGGGCUUUGGUCCUGUGCCGGACUGCCGGUGUUCUUAACCUGGAGAAAUGUUGAUCGGCUGUAAAUUUAAUGCUAUUGGGGUAAGUGGUAAUCGGUAGUAUAUAGGUGGUUUACAAGCCUGCCAUCAAGGUACGGUAAUUAAGAGAGGGUGGUAAACUGCCAUGUUGGGCCUUACAGAUUAAUAAUAUGUUUGGCGCUCAUUAACCCCUGAGCACCAAAAGAGGGGGUGGGGUACGUUGAGCUGCAGUAGAGGUAAAUGUAUUGCUGUCUUACUAUAAAGGCGUUGUAACUAAUAAAAUUAACUCAGAACAGUAACUUGAUAUGAAAAUAAAAGAUAAAGUGAACAUAUGCCAGAUAGGGUCUUAGAGUCCGGUGGACCCACAACCGAGUGGCUUGAUCCUGUCCAGGAGUGUCCCUGUGGCUUCAGCCUGUGUCAGCAGUGGAGCGGGGGACAAAGGGGACUAUGUUGGGUACGUCCCAGAAGCUGCCAGGAGUGGGAUUGUUGGAGUCUGGUUUAUCCAGUCCCAGUUUGCCGAGGAAGGAACCGGAAUCUUCUGUCAACGUCAGUCGGAAAGUGGUCGCUACCUUUGUGACUAUGAGCAUCAAUGGUCCCCAUCGGUAUUUGACUGCAACCGCUUUGAGGGUCGCGGUGACUCGCUGGACAGAAUGUCUCCAGGUCAGAGUAGCUCUGCAAAGGUCUUGCAGAAAUGUGAGCUGCAUGCUCUCAAAUUGGUAGGGGCUCCUGAUUUUUGCGCGUUGCCGUAACCGCCAUUUUGUCCCAAGUGGAUUGAAAGCUCGGGAGAACAUCGCGGGAGGCCUCUGCCGGAGCUCUUGGAGAUUUGGGGAGUUUGUGGGCACCUUUCAUUUGAGUACUCUUCGCCUGCUUGGGGUUGAGUAGUGUGGUUGGUAGACGUCGGAUGAAUUGAGGCAAUUCAUGGUCAUUGAUAGAUUCGGCAAUGCCUCUGAUUUUUAUGUUGGUGCGGCGUCUAGUCCAUCCAUCUGGGCCUGUAGUGCUUGGUGUGAGGACUGGAGGAGUAGUAGCUUCUCCUCCAUUGCUUGAUGGCGUUAUGCCAUGGAGGUGAUGUCCUCUUUGGUGGCCCUCACCCUGUCUGUGACAGUGGUCACCUCCUCCUGCAGAACUGCUAUAUCUGUGCGGAACAGGGUGCGCAGAUUCUUUAGCAUGUUCAGGAUAUCUCCUUUGGUAGCCGGAGCUCUCAGAUCUCAGAGUGGUAGGUUCAAUAGGGGAUCACCAGGCUCUGGUAUGGGGUCCGGAGCAUCCAGUGUUUCCUCCUCUGAGGAUAAACUUUGGGUAUCCGGGGUCGCCGCCAUUUUAGGUUUAGGCCUUGACAGGAAAAGACCGCCGAUUUUCCGGGAUCCGUCCUCUGGGUGAGUUUUUUUUUUUUUUUUUAUUUUGUUUCCCCGUGUUGUCACCAGGUGUAGGAGCCAGAAAAUAGUCGGGUUGUCGUCUGGUGGAUCUAUCAAUCUGCAUUUAUUGCUGCUAUAACUCCGAAAGCAGUGUCUUUUAACCCUAAAACAAAAAGGAUGGAUGUGUCGCAGAUGAAUUCAGGCAUAAGUCAUAAGAUGACACAGCAUGAGUUGACAGGGUCAGGCUAAGUGCAGGACCUGGAAUAUGCCCAAAGAGAUAAAGUAUAGCAUGAAACUAACAACCAAUCAUUUUAUAAGAUAGUAUAGUGUUAGAAGAUAGAUAAGAGAUAAGCUAACCGCACAGACAUGGCAUGACGCCUUUGGUGGGCCUUGACUGCCUGGCCAGCUGCCAAUCCCAUCCAACGUGACAAGUCUUUGCUGGGCUGCACUGAUAAGAGAAUCUAAGGUGGACCAGUACAGACUGCCCACCCUUUGAAAAGGUAUAAAAGACGAGGUAACUAGGCACUCAGGAGGGAGCUACAUAUCUGCAUCACGGACGCGUGGUCCAGGUCUUUGCAGUUUCCCAGCGGAGAAAGUCCCACCAGCCUGACUGCCUGAGUUCCCCCAGUCGUAUGUAGCAGAGUGACAACGAACUUCUCCUAUGGUGAUGUAUUUUAAGCGGAUACUUAAAGGAUCAUUAUAGGAUCAGGAACACAAACAUGUAUUCCUGACCCUAUCGUGAAAACCCACCAUUUAGGUGGCUUGCGCCGCCCCCUCUGAAUGGGUUAAAACUCUCCUUAUUUCCAGCUCUCCACGGGUCUGCCGGCGCUGGCCCCACCCCCUUGGUGACAACAUCAAAAUUGCCCAUGGGGAAAGCAUUGGAUUGGCUAAAAUCAGAAAGGGGGCGGGACCAAACGCUGUUUUGGCUAAUCAGCACCUCCUUAUAGAGAUGCAUUGAAUCAGUGCAUCUCUAUGAGGAAAAUUCAGUGGGGACGCUGAACGACAGGGCUGCCUACUGUGCAGCACUGAGCCAGGAAGCACCUCCAAUGGCCAUCUAAGGAGUGGCCACUUUGAGGUGUCCCUAGGGGCAAUGUAAACACUGCCUUUUCUCUGAAAAGGUAGUGUUUGCAUAAAAGUGCCUGAAGGGAGCUAUUAUACUCACCAGAUCAACUAGAUUAAGCUGUAGUUGUUAUGGUGACUAUAGUGUCCCUUUAUGAUGAUAUCGAUAUAUUAAGCUGAUUGAUCAUUUAAGCUGAAAGCAUGCACAAUUUAUUAUCAAUAGAUGCAUUUUAAGAUUAGAGUGAUUUGGAUUCCAGUGUAUACAAUAAAGUAAUUGUUAUAAUAAUAAUGAUGUUAAUUCUUACAUACUAAUUGGUCUUGGUGUGAUUUCAUUUGCCUAUUACUCAACCUCCUCAUCAUGAAUUGGGCAGCGUGCUCGUCUGUAUUAUUACAGACCUUAUUAGGUACUGAUGAUCACGAAUUUGGUGAUUUGGCAUAACAACUUUAAAUAAUUGUUAAGUUCUCAGCAAUUAACACUAUACUUAAUAAUUCUGCUGGCAUUACACUUUAUCUCCUUGUGUGUAUAAACAAUAAACUUGGCUUCCCUGUGUAUUUCCAUUCCUUGCUAGAUAAGAAAAGGCAACACCGCAUGAGUAGCAAAUUGUAAGGUUUUUUUCCCAUGGGAAAGGAUGCAUUAUUUGCAUUCUUUUAGGCACUCACGUAGUAUUUCAAUUAAAAUACAAUUUGUAUGUAAUGCUUACUGUUACAGGAUCUGGAUCACCCAAUUGUCACCACGUACAGUGCCAACCCCCCAGUUACCAUCGAUGUGUCGAUGACAGACAUUUCCUCUGGUCUCCUGUCUCAUAGUCAGCUUACUACCAUUGAUCAGUCAGAGCUCAGCUCUCAACUCGGUCUCAGUCUUGGUGGGGGGACUAUCCUGCCUCCUGUCCAGUCUCCUGAGGAUCACCUCUCUCCCACCCCUUCACCAAACAGCUCUUUACAUGAUGAGGACAUGGAAGACUUCAGAAGGGUGAGUGAACUAAAAUGCUUAUCUUGUUUCAUAUUGAAGUCUUGUACCCACACCUUUUUUUUUGCAUAUAAUUUAUUUUCGGUUUUGUUUUUGUGUCUUUCUCGUACAGAUAACAGCACCCAAGAAUAUUAUCGUAGAGCAGACAAAAAAGCAAAAAACUCCAAAAGGCAAGAAAAAGAAGAAAGAUCCUAAUGAACCUCAAAAACCUCUCUCUGCAUAUGCCCUUUUUUUCCGUGACACCCAGGCUGCCAUUAAGGGUCAGAACCCCAAUGCCACCUUCGGUGAAGUGUCCAAAAUUGUGGCUUCUAUGUGGGACAGUCUUGGAGAGGAGCAGAAACAGGUAAUUUUGUAGGUGGAAAUAUAUUUGUAAUAUUUCUACUUGCCAGCUUUGAGGACAGGUUUUUUUUGUAACAGAAGUAUGUCGUAAAUCUGAUGUUUUCAACAAUUACUGUUUUAUUAUUGCUUCAUCAAUUGUGGAUGAAUCAUUAUACCAUAGUUUUCUCUGCUCACUUGCAGGUGUGCAAGCAAAGGAUACACUACAUAUCCUUAUAUAGUAACAUUGUAUUUAAAAUUAUAAUUUAGGCAAUCACCAUUAAUAUGUAUUUUUAUUUGGCAUUAUACCAGUUUUAAGCUAUACAACUUCUAAUGUUCUGUAUAAAUGUGUUUUCACAGGUUUACAAGAGAAAAACGGAAGCAGCUAAAAAAGAAUAUCUAAAGGCAUUGGCACUUUAUAAAGAAAACCAGAUGUCACAGGUAAUAUAAAUUGAUUUGGAAUACGACAUAACUUAAUGGGACAGUAUAAAUUCCAUAGUCAGUUAAGUAUAUUGUAGUGGUUAUGGCGCAUUCUUUCCCCUGUUUUCUGUCAAACUGAUUUUUUGAGCAGAGAAAAAAAAAUGGGCUAUACUCACACCCAAAACUACACUACUUCUGCAUUAUAUGUCAAAAGCCAUACACCUUUGGGUUUUGGGACUGUAAGGGCAUGUUGAAAGCCUACUAUUUCUGUCCAGGGCUAUACAAUAACUGUAGUGGUUAUGGUUCUUAGAGCACUCCGUAUUGAUUUACCAAAAUCUAAUGCGGUAAGUGUGACUUUUGUCUGCAAGUCCAGGAAAAAGAUAACCUAUUUGCAUGCAAAUGGCAACUGUUAAAAACAUUUUCAGAAAAGUUGAAACUGUUAACAUUUUAAACUGGAAUUGUCACUUUGUAAUUUACACCAUUAAAUAAAACCUUUAAAAUCCCUAUAAUGUGAGUUACUUUUUUCAUGAGAUGCUCAGGAUUUAGCAUAUUACAUGGUAAUCCAGUUCAGCCAGGGCAAACAAUGCAGAUGAAGAGGAGAAAUAGAAACACGUUCAUUUUUCCUCUUCUCUGAAUGCUUUCUCUGUGCUGGGAACAAAGCUUGUAACAAUAAUUGACAAGGAGCUAUAAUGGAGGCGGCAAGCAGCAGAAUACAACUGUGUGAGUUUCUGAAUUUCGUUAAUUUUAUUUUUCACACCUCACAAAUACAUAUUUGUUAAAUAUUACCCUUUAAGAAUGAAAUAGUCUCUCAUUAAUUUCAGUGCUUAAAACCAUCUUAAAUUUUGAAUAGUCAUUUUGGUUUUCUUUUUUCAUGUUCUACACAAAGAGGCUUUAAUUAAUAAAGAUAACUAUUGAUUUAGUAGCUUAAUUAUUUCUCUUAAGAUCACGUUGUACUUUUUUUGUUUUUUUUGUUCUGGCCUUUAAAAUUAUAUUCUUGGCCCUUAGUGUAUAGGGAUAUAUGUUCUAUAAUUCAUUAAGGAUUAACAAUUAUUUCUCUAUAUGUUUACUUCUGAAUACACCUGUAAUGAUAUGUUUCUUGUGUGCUGAUGACUUCAAUUAUUUACCCACAGGUUGUUGUUGACACAGUGGAGUUAGACCCUCCAGUUGCACAAGGCAUGCUAUCGGAAUCCCCAGUACAUUCCCCGUCUGUAGUGACUGUCUCCAGCAUCCAACAGUGUGUGUCUUCUCCAGCAUCUACCCAAUCACCUGCCCCUACCCUUCCUCCUGCAGCCACUCCGCCUCCUCAAGCAUCUACCAUCACUCAACCAACAAUCGCAAAAAUAAUAAUAUCCAAGCAGAUGCUUCAAGCCGGACAAAUUCCCACCUCUAUUUCCAUGUCUCAGGGAAUGGUAACGGUCAUCCCGGCUACUGUGGUUACGUCUCGUGGACUUCCUUUACACCAGCUACAACCCAGCCCACAAGCCCAGAGGGUAACACGCUCAGUAUUGCAGGCAGCAAUGCAGCUACCUCCACGUCUACACCCACCACCAUUGCAGCAAAUGCAGCAACCUCCACGGCUCCAGCAUAUGGCUCCUGCACAACAACCUUCAAUUACCAUCUUGCAGUCACCUCCUCCUCUGCAACCCAUGCAAAAAGUGCGACAUCAGCCUCCUCCUCUACAGAUAAAGAUUAUUCCCCCUCCUUUGCAGCCCCAACCACAGGCUGUUCACGUUCAGGAGCAAAGCAUACCAGUUAUCAGUGUGCCUCAUUCUCCUGAUGCACCCACCUCACCCCCUGAACAACUGGAGCUUGUGUCAGAGGUAGUGCAAGAAGUAAGUGUUCUCUAAAAAGUUAAAUACCACAGUGAAUGGAAUAUUAAAAACAAAGUUUUUUGAUAAAAAGAUUACUGCAGUAAUGAUGGUAAUUAGUUAAAAUCCAGGCUGUUUAUGUGCUUCAUCUUUAAAUGUCUAAGUUAGCUUGUAGUUCUUAAUUAAUACUACGCAAUCGUCUUAAGAUGACCCCAUUAUUAGGUAAAUGCACACAGUUACAAAUAUGAAGUUAUUGCAAUAACUGCAAUUCAGGAAGGCAUUUGAUACUGAGAUCUGUCCUUAUAUUCUUGUAAGGAAGGUGUAAAACACUUAAUUUAGCAGUGUAGGUUAGACCAUAAAGAGAGAAAAAAAAGGUUUGCUCACUUAACAGUGAGAUUUUGUUCUUUUGAAACUGUCAUUUAACAAGAAUAUCAACUCACAACAAUUCCACUAUGUAGUGAAUAAAUCCAUAAUCCCUUUGGUGCGAUCAAUAUCGCUACCAGGGCAAGAUGAAAUACUUUAAUUUAAAGACUAAUAAUUUUUUGGGGAAAAUUAUGUGAUUAAGAGACACUCUAAUGUUAACAUUUUUUUUUUUUAUCCUUUUCAGGAAUCUCCACUAACUCAAAUGGAUGUGGAGCUGGUGAGUGGCUCUCCUCCCCGCAGCCCUUCCCCUCAGCAACGAUGUGUCCGAUCAGGUUGUGAAAAUCCUCCAGUGGAAAGUAAAGAUUGGGACAAUGAGUAUUGUAGCAGCGAGUGUGUAGUCAAACAUUGCAAGUAAGUACAUUAAACGGUUGUAUGAAACAUUGUUUGCCAUGUGCCAGGGCUAAGCACUGGAAAUGAAAAUGUAACUAAAACAGAGCAUUUUUGACUACUGUAAUCCAUAACUUUAUUCUGACCUGUCCAUCCACUACUUGACUCACCUGAUCACCAAUUCCUCUUACCCUGACUAAUCUUGCCAGUUCCUCUUGUAUUAUCUUAUUAUUAUUAAAUGGUUACUCCAGGUGACCUGACUACUUUAAUGAUUUGAAGUGGUCAUGUUGCCUGGAGUCUGUAUGUGCAGUAUUUUGCUAAGUAACCAUUUGCAUACUAUGUUUAACACUGCAGCUGCCACCACUGGUCUAACUUCACCUCUGGCAGCAUCACUGGGAUACCAUCCAUCAGCCUGGAACUCUAGCUCAAAUUUCAAUACAUAGAAUCUAAUACAAUGGCUUAGAGUCGUCAGCUGACGCUUUAAUUAAAUGGUUUGCCCUAUUACUGGGGAAAAGUAGGCUAUAGUGGUUAUGAUGGGUGGAGUAACCCUUGCUUUAAUGUUGCUUUACACCAUACAGAUUUAAAUUUUCUUCUUGAUUCCUCUGUUUUAUAGUCUGUUUGAGUAAACAUUGCAAAUUGGUUGACAUAGCAUGCAUAUAUGAAAUUCAGAAUUACAUGGUUAGACGAUAAAGAAACUUGCAUGGUGCUCAGUGUGGAAUGGCUGCAAUCAGACAAUCAGGAAAAUGUGUAUGACAGAAUAUCAGAAUAUAGUUCAUAUUGAAAGAAGCGAUAAAGGAGCAUUAUAGAUUUUGGAAUACAUACAUACAUGCCUAACACAAUGGGUUUUUAUCUAACUGUACUAAUGUCUCAGUCGCUGUCAUUACUCGAAGGGUGCAUUUUACUUACCUUUCAGCCUUCACUGCACCGGUCUACAGCCUGCUGGCAUGCCUUGACAUUCUCCGCUAAUCUGAUAUUUUCCCAUAGAAAUGCAUGAGAGGCAAAAUGCCACACGCCUAUCAGAUGGCCUUUAUGAGUACAUCGGAUUAAAAUAGCAAAGGUUCACACAGCUGUUUCGUCAGAAGCGCCUAUUGUGGUUGUUAGUGUGAUAACCACUAAAGGCAUUUAAAGCAAUGUAAACAUUGCUGUUCCUGUAGAACAGGAGUUGUAGGGUUAAAGCUAGAGGGGCAUGGCACCCAGACCACUUUACGUCCUGUAUUUGACAGGACAGUCCUUAUUUUCUGGUCCUGUCCUGUGUUCGUUCUACGGUGUCCCACUUUUGGGGACACUGGGGAACUGUCCCGGUAUUGAUAGCACAAGCGCAUUAAUAGAUACACUCAUGCUAUGAUUAGGACCCUGCAGGAAGAACUGAAACUGUGCUCUCUGCAGAGUCUGCCCUCAGUGGGCUGGCCUGCAUGAUGGACAUGCAGCCUGGUGUGUAUUCAUGCCAGGCUUGACCUGCCAUCAACUCUGGUGGACCCACCCCUUUUCAUGUGAGUCUGCCCUUUGAGCGCAGAGUUAGUGACGUGAAGAUUGCUGGGCUAACCAGCCCAUUGACCAUUUCAUUUAGUGCCAUCUAGGUUGUACGUACUUGAGAUUCGCAGGAUGCUGGAGUUAGGUCUGCUCAGCAGGACAAAUACAAUAAGCUGUAUUUGUUCUGGUAACUAUAGUGUCCCUUUUAAAUCACUCAUGUUUAUGUAGCACUGGUCACGUUUUCCCUGCAAGUGACCUACACUGUCUCUGAACACAUUUUUUGUAAAGACAGAUCUAUCGUUUAAACAUUACAUUUUAAAAUGUCUUAUCUCCUGCUCUGUUGAUAGCCUCCUGUGUGUGAUUAAAGGUACUCUCCAGUGCCAGGAAAACAAACCGUUUUCCUGGCACUGCAGGUCCCCUCUCCCUCCCACCACCCAUCCCAGGUUGCUGAAGGGGUUAAAACCCCUUCAGUGAGUUACCUGUAUCCAGCGCUGAUGUUGCUCGGCGCUGGUUCCGCCCACGCUCCUCCGGCGGGGUAGACCUAUUGCGCAUGCGUGGCCGGCAGCAGGGGAGACCUAAUGCGCAUGCGCGGCAAUGCCGCACACGCGUAUUAGACCUCCCCAUAGGAAAGCAUUGAAAAAUAUAUAAAAAAACUACAUAUACAGUCUAUAUUAAAUAGCAUUAAAUAUCGUAAUAUUGUGACAUGUUCCCUUUUUUGGAGUUCAGUCUAAAAGCACAAUGCCUGACACUAUGUUCUCCUGUUUUCUUGCAGAGACACCUUCAUGACUUGGAUUGCUGCUCGUAGCCAGGGUACACUGGCAUCUGUAAAAUAACCCAAGCUUCAGUGGACCCCCAGGAGAAAGACCCAUUAUUUUCAUGGACAAUAGAAAUCUGGAAGAUUUUAACAACUGCUCUGUACAUAUAAUUAUAUGUAAAGAAUGGACAAGGCGGCUGGGUUGGGAAAGAGGUCUAUUCCCUCUAAAUGGGGCUGGUUGUACAUUAAAAUAGAAGUAAUCGGUGGCUCCACUGUUGGCAUUUUCAUUGUGUGCUGGAAGACUUUGUUUUUCCCCAUUACAUAGACAAUGUAAGCCAGUACAAGUUUGUGCACCCAAGGAUGGCAGAUUAUUGAAAGGUUUGCAUCUUUUUUUUUUUUUGUUCUAAAUACAUCAUUUUUAAUUCGUGCACAAUUCAAAAGAGCUUUUCAACUGUACAAAUCUGUUGGUACCUACCUAUUGGUCAGUUCCACUCUAGGAGCAUUUUUCUUUGGGGGGAUGAAUCCAGAUGACUCAUUUAAAUUGGGUGAUUUAGAUCUUAUCUGCAGAUAUGAUGGGUGAAUUUAAUAAUGCCACAAAAUGUGAGGUUCCCUAUUCUUAGUAGAACAUUUUGUUUUUAAGCUACCCAAGACAAAUUAAUCUCAAUAAACAUACUUAUACAGUUUUGAUGAAGCGUCGUGUGUCCGAGAUGUCCUGGGCCUGAAGUAGAGAUUUGUUUUGUAAAUUUUAUUUUAAAUCCUAGAAUGGAUAUAUUUACGUAUUGGUCAACAGCUCCCAAUACAUCGUGAAUUACAAUUUCUUCCAUGUUAAACCGAAUACAAAUUAUGGUCCUCUAGGGAACUGCACCUUUAUUAUAAGUAAUAAUUACUUCUGGGUGUUGUCCCACCACUGUGCAAGGGCUUACUAACCAGUUCCUUACCAGAUAACUCAUUGUUUUAGGUGCCUCUGGCACCACAUCGGUUAAAGUAUUACUGAAGUGUUUACAAUGUUAUACUUUAUAAUAACUAAUAAAGGGUACAUAAAUUGAGUGACUGUUACCAGCUGAACUCAGCACUGUCUUGAAUACAAUUUUUCCUUUACAAGGCAGCAUCUGGAGAUUCUUCCUCUGUGUGAGAUUGACAACAUUCAUUUUGAUGUACUUUCCCAGGCCUGGCUGGCUUUGUGAUCAUGAAUAAAAGCCAAAUUUUAGAACAGCCGCUGAUUACUUGACUGUUUUAUAAUCUAUUCUUUGCACUUUUUGAUAGACCAGUAACUCUAAGUACAUAUUUUGUGGUUUUGGCUGUCAUUUGACAGCCAUGCUUGUCCUACUUUGAUAAUUACAUUGUAUUAGAAUCUACUCUCAAGUUAAAAACUUUCCCACACACUAGAACAGUUUCCAAACUUAAAGGGAAACCAAGCAAUAUAGCAGCGGUUGUGCUACACAGGUUUCCCUGUUGUGGUCAGAUCAAUUAAUCUAAGAACAGAUUAAUGUCAACUACCAUUUCAGCUACACAAUGUGGAAUAUAAAUUUCAGCAAUAUUAAUCUCAAGUACGUACAACCUAGAUGGCAGUCAAUGGGACUGUUAACUCAGUAAUCUUUGCCAAUCACGGUUAUCCAGCUUGGAUGAAAUUGAAUGAUUACCUGUGGAUCCUAGGCAGCAUAAGAAUUACCACACACUGUAGUUACGUUGCUUAUAGUGGUCCUUUAACUGUCAAGAUACUAUACACCAGGGGUUCUCAACGUUAGUCCUCAGGACCCCCUACCAGUCCAGGGUUUAGGGAUUACCUGGGUGUGUCUAAGGUGUUUAGAAAAAAAAAAAAAAAAACCUUAGAGUCUAAGGUGUUUUUUUCCCUUUUUCUAAACACCUGAGACACACCCAGGUAAUCCCCAAAUCCUGGACUGGUAGGGGGUCCUGAGGACUGGGUUGAGAACCCCUGCUAUACACUAAACUUGUGGAUAAGCUAAAAACCACCACUAGGUUCACUUGUAUGUCAGGAUUGUUGUGUGUGAACUAAAUACGUAUUGCUGCAGAGUUUCGCGGACUUUGCUUUCAAGGCCUAUAAUGUAUUACAGCAUACUUUAUUCCAGUUCAUAUGGCAUACUAGCUAAAUAUGAAAAAUAAAGUUAUUUUGGAU
This is a messenger RNA of Pelobates cultripes (western spadefoot toad), 31167 nucleotides long. Lineage: Eukaryota; Metazoa; Chordata; Amphibia; Anura; Pelobatidae. The record is from the annotation of a GenBank genome assembly.